AUUUUCACAGAUGAUGUAUUUCUGUUGUCGCUAUAACAAUACCUAAAGACUGAAAUCAGAGAUGAUAAGUUACUAUAACCGGGCAAUCGCAAUCGUUUGCAGAAAACAUUAUCUUUUCCACAUAUCAGCUAUUUACGUUUCGUUUCGUUUUUAACAAAUGAUUUUCACCUUGGCUUGGCACCCUGAUAUGUUUCAAUGUUGUCGUGCAUUUAGGAGCAAAAAUAUUGAGUUACUUACACCUAAUUUCAAUUUGCGACUUAUAUUGCUCUAAGUCGAUACCGACUAGCUUCGGGUGUCGCCGAACUGCGGGCAUUUGUGCCUUGGCAGUUGGCAGUACUAACUAAUACGUUAACGUAAAUUAUAAAUGCAAUACAAAAUAUGAUAACAUUUUCACAGAUGGGACACUCGUUGACACAGGUGGGUGUCCGCUGGCUUUGGAUCGCGGAGGAACACAGCUCGCGCGGGCCUCCACCGAGCGGCUCGAGCGCUGCGACGACGCCACAUCACACCACGUGCUAAGCGAGACCACGAGCGCGCAAAUGCUCACUGAACACAAUUCACCACUGAGUGGUGUAAAGCAACAUAAACUAGUGCACAGUGGUGAAAAAUCAUAUCCAUGUGAAAUAUGUAAAAAAAAGUUUAGACGAUUAGUUGAAUUAAGCAUACAUACACGAGUCCACACCGGCGAAAAACCAUAUCAGUGUGAAAUAUGUCAAAAAAGGUUUACUCAAUCGAGUCAAGUAAAAAUACAUAAACGAUGCCACACUGGCGAAAAACCAUAUCAAUGUGAAGUGUGUGAAAAAAAGUUUACCCAAUCGAGUCAAUUAAAAUCACAUAAACGAUCCCACACCGGUGAAAAACCAUACCAAUGUGAAGUGUGUGAAAAAAAGUUUAACCAAUGAGGUGGAUUAAAAUUACAUAAACGAUCACACACUGGCGAAAAACCAUAUCAAUGUGAAGUAUGUCAAAAGCAAUUCAGCGACCCCAGUGUUGCAAGGAUUCAUAAAAUAUUACACACUGGCGAAAAACCAUUUCAAUGUGAACUGUGUGAAAAAAGAUUCACUCAAUUGGGUCAUUAUAAAAAUCAUAAACGAAUCCACACUGGCGAAAAACCGUAUCAAUGUGGACUGUGUGAAAAAAGAUUCACUCACUCGAAUUCUUUAAAAUUACACAAUCGUUUACACACUGGUGAGAAACCAUAUCAAUGUGAAGUGUGCGAAAAAAAUUUCUAUCAAUUGGGUAGUUUAAAAACACAUAAACGACAUCACAUUGGCGAAUAACUAUAUCAGUGCGAAGUAUAUAAAGAACAAUUCAGAGACUUGAGUAUUGCUUUCAAACUAAUACAGCGAGCAUUUUACAACAUUAAGGAAUAUUUUGAAUACGAUGGUGAUCAUA
Messenger RNA from Cydia fagiglandana, 1395 nucleotides. RefSeq names its product zinc finger protein 678-like. Gene Ontology annotation, biological process: regulation of transcription by RNA polymerase II. Lineage: Eukaryota; Metazoa; Arthropoda; Insecta; Lepidoptera; Tortricidae. The record is from RefSeq and is a predicted model, not a curated record. Gene Ontology annotation, molecular function: RNA polymerase II cis-regulatory region sequence-specific DNA binding; DNA-binding transcription factor activity, RNA polymerase II-specific. The transcript has a single exon.